Molecule: messenger RNA, 447 nt
Organism: Mauremys mutica (yellowpond turtle)
Lineage: Eukaryota; Metazoa; Chordata; Testudines; Geoemydidae
Gene: TAL2
Product: TAL bHLH transcription factor 2
Exons: 2
Coding region: 102-434 (110 amino acids)
Biological process (GO): regulation of transcription by RNA polymerase II
Molecular function (GO): protein dimerization activity; RNA polymerase II cis-regulatory region sequence-specific DNA binding; DNA-binding transcription factor activity, RNA polymerase II-specific
Source: RefSeq, a predicted model, not a curated record
AGACGCUGCCGGAGCAGGGCCCUCUCAGGCGCGGGGCCCAAUUCGGGCGGCCCUGCUUAUAAACAUAACUGGAAGCUGCUUCAUGCAAAAGAGCCUUGAGUAUGACCAGAAAGAUCUUCACCAACACCAGGGAGCGGUGGAGGCAGCAAAAUGUCAACAGCGCCUUUGCCAAGCUGAGGAAGCUCAUCCCCACCCAUCCCCCAGACAAAAAACUGAGUAAGAACGAGACACUCCGCUUGGCCAUGAGGUACAUCAACUUCCUCGUCACGGUCCUGGGGGAGCAGGGCCUGCCGCAGACAGGAGUGGCUGCCCGGGGCAGUAUACUGGGGCUGUUCCAACAGCAGGAACUGACUCUGAUUGAAGACUGUGGAGUCCCUUCUCCGGGCACAAGCAGCAAUAUCCCAGAGUGCUGGUCAGAGACGUCGUCUCCCUAGCAGGCAAUGAGUG